Messenger RNA from Mesocricetus auratus (golden hamster), 4210 nucleotides. It is a transcript of the gene Styk1, whose product is annotated as serine/threonine/tyrosine kinase 1. The coding region runs from base 577 to 1872 and encodes 431 amino acids. Gene Ontology annotation, biological process: cell surface receptor protein tyrosine kinase signaling pathway; multicellular organism development; positive regulation of kinase activity. NCBI's taxonomy places the organism in Eukaryota, Metazoa, Chordata, Mammalia, Rodentia, Cricetidae. Gene Ontology annotation, cellular component: signaling receptor complex. The record is from RefSeq and is a predicted model, not a curated record. Gene Ontology annotation, molecular function: transmembrane receptor protein tyrosine kinase activity; ATP binding. The transcript has 11 exons.
CCGAGGUUUCCUGCUGGCGGCUGUGUGGUGAGUUCCGGAAACCUCAGGGCCCGCAGACUUCCCCUUGUGGGGCACCCGCCCAGACUUCAUCCUCUGCCACGCCCCACGGGGGGAAGUUGAGACUGGAAAGUGUUUCCUUGAGGCUGGCACACCUUGCUGUGCCUCACCUGUCCCUUCCAGUGGCGUGACAGGCCAGCUCCAUCUGAAACCGCAGUUACCAGAGGAGAGACAAGGACAGAAAGAGGAGGGUUUCCUAAUUCCUGGAGGAGGAAGGAAAGGACUGUCAAGGUCAGAUGCUGCUGUGACACCAGAUGCUACAGGAAUCACCCACCAAACCAGAGUGCAAACUGCAAACCUCUGUUACCACAGAGUCAAGUCGGUGCUGACUCCACCUCUCCCAGCUUGUAGACAGCUCACAGAUGCAACUGAUCCACCCUCAGGAGGGGACACACUCUGUCUUGGCUCCCAACUCUGCAGAAGGAGAAUAACACUCACAGUCCUUGGAAACAAAGCAUCACUGUGGCUGUUCUCUGUGUACUCCCUGUGGACCUUGUAGAGGAGGCUGGCCCUGUGGUGAUGGGAGAGAAGGGUCACCUAAGCCGGGUGCUGUUGGAGUGCAGUCUCAGUGACAAGCUGUGUGUUGUUGUUCGGGAGCAACAAUAUGAAGUAAUCAUUGUUCCGGCUCUCCUGGUUGGUGGCUUCCUCAUCCUUCUUGCAAUCAUCCUAUGGCUUUUUAUUAGAGGACAGAGAUCCCAAAGGCAGCGCCCUGGACUCCGGGGUACUGCCUCUGUACCUGCAUCUAGGGACGUAAACCAGGAGACAGCAGGUCAAGGAGAAAAGGUGCUCCUGCCACUUAAGGAGACCUCCUCUGUGGAGAGCUUUCUUCAAGCAGCCACACCUCUGUUGGCUAAGCUUCAAGUGCCCAGGGAACAACUCUCAGACAUUCUGGGAAAGAUCCACAGUGGCAGUUGUGGAACCCUCUAUCAUGCUAUGAUGACCACCAGAGGCGACCCUAAGCCAAAGAGUGUUGUCCUCAAGGUUUUAGAAGAACCAACUGGACUCCGGGAAGUCCAGGAUUUCAUAGGGAGAAUCCAAUUCUAUCAGUACCUGGGGAAACACAAGAACCUGGUACAGCUGGAAGGAUGCUGCACAGAAAGGCUGCCACUGUACGUGGUGCUGGAGGAUGUGGUCCCCGGAGACCUGCUCAGCUUUCUCUGGACCUGUCGCAGGGAUGUGAUGACCAUGGAUGGCCUGCCUUAUGAUCUCACAGAAAAACAAAUAUAUCACAUCGGAAAGCAGAUCCUUCUGGCACUGGAAUUCCUGGAGAAUAAGAAUCUGUUUCAUGGGGAUGUGGCUGCCAGGAACAUCCUGAUCCAAAGCGACCUGACUGUUAAACUCUGCCGACUGGGCCUGGCUUAUGAAGUCCAUACCCAAGGGGCCAUCUCCUCUGCUCGCACCAACACUAUCCCUCUCAAGUGGCUCGCUCCAGAACGGCUUCUUCUGAGACCUGCAAACAUCAGAGGAGAUGUCUGGUCCUUUGGGAUCCUGCUUUAUGAGAUGGUGACUCUAGGGGCACCACCAUAUCCUGAAGUCCCUCCCACUAGCAUUCUACAGCAUCUUCAGAGAGGGAAAAUCAUGAAGAGACCCAGCAGCUGCUCUCAUGCCAUGUACAGCAUCAUGAAAUGCUGUUGGCACUGGAGCGAGAACAGUCGUCCUUUACCUGGAGAGCUGCGCUUGCGCCUGGAAGCUGCCUCUAGAUCUGCGAAUGAUAAGGCUGUGUUGCAAGUGCCAGAGUUAGUGGUGCCUGAACUAUAUGCAGACGUGGCUGGCAUCAGUGCAGAGAACUUUUUCUACAACUACAGUGUCCUUUAAAGAUGCCCUCAGACAAGUGACUAUAUGUGCUUGGAAUAAGCUCUUUCAAGAACAAAGGGAAGGAACUUUCUAUGUGCCACACAGGGAGAAAAAGGAAGGACAUCAACCCCACAUUUUUCCCUAUACAUUUUCCUAGAAAUAUGAAAUGCUGCUGGAUGAGGCUCUACCUCUACACACCAUGUACUCGAACUAAGACUCACCACCAAUCAGGCUGCUUCCCAGUCCCGAGGGCCUGGGUACAAGUGGUGGUGGACAGGUCAUCCUAAAGGAGAUUUUUAAAAUCUGCAAUGAUUGCUGGGGGAUAGAGCAAAAGGGCUGGCCCCACCCAUCUCAGGUUGGUUUACUACUAAAAAGUUUUUUUUAAAAAAUCUAAUCUAUUACAGAGUAUAAGUAAAUCAGAUGGUAUGAAUAUGAAUGAAUAGGAACCCAACAUAGGAAUUCUUGAGAAAGAAAGUUCAAGAUUCUUUUUCCUAAGAAAUAUAAGGUAAAUCAAGAUCUCCUUCAAGAAGAGAUUUUGUCUCUUCUACAUUGAGGGGAUAUAUACAAAUUGUUCAGUCCUGGCCCCUUCAUGAAGAAUUGGAGAACUAAAAGAAAAAAUACUGAGUUUUUUCUUGACUAUAGAUUGAACAUUUUAUUGAAUUCUGAGACAGGUGGACCCUGUCUGAAACUAUGUUUAAUUAGAAGCAGGAGUAAUUUCAUGGUUAAGAAUGUUGUUCAUCACAUUUGCUUGAUAGUCCUGCUAGAGUAAGUCUAAAGAACCAAAGGUGGAAGUGUGUGUGUGUGUGUGUGUGUGUGUGUGUGUGUGUGUUAGGAAACAUGGAAAACCAAGGAACAAGACUUAGUUAGUAACCCAGGUUGUCACUAGGAGGUGCCAAAGAAGAGUAAUCUGAUACAGAUGAGUGGUAGCUUCUAAUUUUCAACCAUCCACUGAAACACUGUGAAACAACUCAUUAAAUUAGUAUUUAUUGACGAGAAGUAGAUUUUUCUUAUAUAGUUACUGCAAUAUCUACUAUAGGGAGUAGAAAAUAAAACAAAUUUGAAUUAAUUUUAACAGGAAAAUUAAAGAAUCUAUAUUGUCCAAAAAGAGUUUCUUUAUGUAUAAAAUGAGAAGACUUUCUAUCUCACAGGGUUGUGUGAGGGUCAUUGAGAAUAUAUAUUUGUAUAAUAUGUCCUCAAUAAAUACUAGUUUCUUUUCCCCCAUAAUUCAGAAUUCUUUUCUUUCUUUUUAAAAACAUAAUACCUACUGUGGCUAAGAGAAGAGUCCUGGACUGUGAUAGUACAGGGCAGAACAUCUGUAAAAGAUGAUGGUAUGAUAUAAGCACCACAUCAUUAAAUUGUUACCAUGCUUUGUUUGUUUUCCAAUAUGGAGAACUGAACCCGGGGCCCACACACAGGGAAGUGACCUACACUGUUACUGAGCCAUCAUGUUUGUAUGAGGUUUUGGCUGAUGAUAGUAGUCUCCUAUGCUUUCAAAAUACUGUAAAGUAACAGUGAGGGCAACUCUGUUUAAAUGCUGAUGUGUGACCUUCCAAGAAUACCCUAAUAUCUUUAGAAGAAUGAGGAGAGCUAUAAUAGAAAAGAUGACUGGCAGCUGAAAACUGACAAAACUGAAUCAACUGAAAUCUUAAUGUAGUCAUAAUGACUCAGCUAAAUAAUACCACAGUGAGUAGUCAAGAUUUAGAUGGCUGGAGAAAGAGGAUGAGAUUCAAUUGUUGCCUCCCAGCUGUUAAUUUGAGCCACCGUACAAAAUAUUUCCUUAUUUGAAUAUUUAAAAAUGUUGAGUGUCAAAGCUUGCUGUGCCAGACAGUGGGAAAUGUGUUGGGUAAGAAAAGUGGGAGCUUUGCAUAUAGUCAGGCAGGAUGUAUUUAUGUGUGGGCAUCUAACUAAAAACUUACCUUAAAUGUUAUGAAUGCAACCCAUGUGAUAGUAGGAGAGAAUGCAGAGUGAAGAGCUCUCUGAUUACAUGGCAUUUAAACUGAGACCCUAGGGAGGGCUCAGGGAGUCAAAGGAACAGUAAAGCAAAUUCUCCAGGAGUGGGAUUUGUAUGACAACUUUGUGGUAAGAAGAAGUAGUGUGGGGCUGAGGAGAUGGUUUAGUGGAUAAAGUGCUUGCCAUGAAAGUUUGAAGAGUGGAAUUCGGAUCCCCAGAGCCUUACCAUGUAAAAAGUCAGAUGUGGCAGCACCCAUCUCUAAACCAGCAUGCCGCUGACAAGCCCAAAGUGAAGACAGGACUCCCCAGAAUGUUGCAGGCCAGUUACACCUUAUACUAGUAGAAUGUGGCUGUUUGAAUUUAAGUUAAAAGUUAUGCUGUGUGUUUAAAUAAAUAUGAUACUGUUGUA